Messenger RNA from Cynara cardunculus var. scolymus (artichoke), 1690 nucleotides. RefSeq names its product E3 ubiquitin-protein ligase RGLG2-like. The record is from RefSeq and is a predicted model, not a curated record. The transcript has 12 exons. NCBI's taxonomy places the organism in Eukaryota, Viridiplantae, Streptophyta, Magnoliopsida, Asterales, Asteraceae. The coding region runs from base 257 to 1555 and encodes 432 amino acids.
AGCUUACCUACAUGAACUCCACGAACCUUCCCCGAAUUCGACUCCCCAAUUUCCAGAUUUCCACUCAAUCUGUUCCCAUUUUGAAGUUUUUGUAUCAAUCCAUCUCCAAUUUCAAACAAACCCUGUUCAUCCCCCUUUCAAUUUCUUAUCGAGUCUUCUCUUCAUUCAGUUGCUGACCAUAUCUUGACGAGCUCACCCCCAAUUUCUCCCGACAGUUUUUAUUCGUAUCUCCAAGAACCCGUGAAGACUAGAGUUCAUGGGUGGCAAAAGUUCAAAGAGAUCAGUUUCAAGUAGAUAUGCAUCAUAUGGCUCGGCUUCAAGUUCGUAUGGCUAUCCACAAUCAUCAUAUCCUCAACCUCCCGUGAGCCAACCGUAUGCUUCCCCUUUUCCAUAUCAAAGCUAUCCCAAUCAAGCUCCCGAUACUAAGAGGAGGCUCGAGAGAAAAUAUUCAAGAAUUGAAGAUGACUACAACAACCUAGAGCAGGUUACUGAUGCCCUAGCACGUGCCGGUUUGGAGUCCUCAAAUUUGAUCGUUGGUGUUGACUUCACCAAGAGCAAUGAGUGGACAGGUGCAAGAUCGUUUCAUCGAAGAAGCUUGCAUCACAUUGGAGACGAUAUGAAUCCUUAUGAAGAAGCGAUAUCGAUAAUUGGGAGGACACUAGCUUCCUUCGAUGAAGAUAACUUAAUUCCUUGUUUUGGAUUCGGAGACGCUUCGACACAUGACCAAGAAGUCUUUAGUUUCCUUCCGGAUGACAAGUUUUGCGAAGGAUUUGAGGAGGUUUUGAGACGAUAUCGGGAAUUAGUACCUCAACUGCGGCUUGCAGGACCUACCUCGUUUGCCCCUAUUAUCGAAAUGGCCAUCACUAUUGUUGAGCAAAGUGGUGGUCAGUAUCACGUCUUAUUGAUAAUAGCUGAUGGACAGGUCACGAGAAGCGUUGACACUGAACGUGGCCAGCUAAGUCAACAGGAAAGGAAAACCGUCGAGGCAAUUGUGAAAGCUAGUGAGUACCCGUUGUCGAUAAUUCUAGUCGGGGUUGGAGAUGGACCAUGGGACAUGAUGAGGGAAUUUGACGAUAAUAUCCCUGCUCGAUCUUUUGACAAUUUUCAGUUUGUGAAUUUUACAGAAUUGAUGUCGAAGAAUAUCGAUCGGUCUAGGAAGGAAGCUGAGUUUGCUCUUUCCGCCUUGAUGGAAAUACCUUCGCAAUAUAAGGCAACGUUGGAGCUCAACAUAUUAGGUGCUCGUAGAGGGAAAGCCAUAGAUCGGAUAUCUCUUCCGCCACCUUGUUAUGGUUCGGCAUCAUCAGGUGCACCGAAGCCAUUAGGAACCUCUAGCUUUCAACCAACCGCAAGGUCGACCCAGGGAAGGCCAGCGUCGGUCAACACAAGUUACCCCGGAGGUUCCACUUCCGAUAACCAACUUUGCCCUAUUUGCAUAACCGACCCGAAGGAUAUGGCCUUUGGCUGUGGCCACCAGACAUGUUGUGAAUGCGGCAAAGAUCUUCAGCUAUGUCCUAUAUGUCGGGAUCACAUAGAAACGAGGAUUAAGCUUUACUAAGCCGGAUAUGAUGUACGAUACGAGUUCGUUUCAAGCGCUCAUCUUGAUCGUAUUUGGUUUUUUAGUUAUGUACAUAUUUAUUCUUUUGUGAUGAACUCGAAAACCGACUUAUGGGUAGCAGAAACUUUGAGCUUC